Molecule: messenger RNA, 913 nt
Organism: Physella acuta
Lineage: Eukaryota; Metazoa; Mollusca; Gastropoda; Physidae
Source: RefSeq, a predicted model, not a curated record
CAUUACCUGGACCUCGGCAGACGAGACAACGCCAGACGACAGCAAACCACGGCGGACGACAGAACUCAACGGCAGACGUCAGAACUCAACGAAUUUCAGCCAAGUUCAAAUCAUGAAGUGGCUGAUAGCUGUAACGAUAUUAGGAGCUGUAUGUGCGGCCCCACAAUUUAACAACGCUCCGUCGCCAGCCAUGAGCGCGAUAUUAGCCGAUAUGAUAAAAAACAUGAUGACUCAAUCAGCAGCCACCCGACCCAAGCUUGACGUCAAGCCUCCACCACUCUUCCCCCUACCCACGCUGGGGACGUUCAAACCGACACCCCCAUUUUUCCCACCCCGCCCCCUGCCCCCUAUGCUACCCAACCCCAUGGGGCCAACGCCCCCCGCAGGAAUGGGCGGGCCUCAGGGACCAUUUAUGGACUUGCCAAACACCGGUGCCGGCGCCCACCAGCCGUACAUGCCCAUGAGAAGUUUCCAGUUCUGUCCGCCCGGUCCCACCACAAGUGACCACUGUAAAGACCAAAAGCUGCAGGAAGCGCUGUACCAUCCUGAUGGCACCCCAAGAUACAACUGGGUACCUCCAAGAAACCCGUGGGACACAAGUCUACCUGACACAGUGAAAGACACAGCUUUGAAUGUGCUGAUGAUGAAGAUAAACUCCCGGCCAGGGAGACAACCAACGCCGAAAGAAGCUGAGCUCAUAUCUUACCUGGGCGACCCUAAAGACUACCAUAUGAUGGGCGGUCCACAGUUCGGCAUGGCUGGCUAAAGCAGCCCGAGGAGUCACGUCAUCAGUGACGUCACACUGUGUUCACACAUACGUCAUCAAGUUGGGCUUGAGUGGAGUCACAGCCAGUUGUUAUAAAUAGUGCCCAGAACAUUCGCUACAUCUUAAUAAAAUAUUUUUUACUUUGAA